AUGAUUGGGCCAACAGAAACACUGUCCAACUUUUACCUCAGGUGUUCUAUCCAACAAUGUUCCCAUACCCAUUAUCGGCUGGUGGAGAUGAUCCGCAUUGGGACGAUGUUUCCACCAUCACCAAGGUAUCUGUGGAAGGCAAUCAACUCGGGGGUGCCUCGAGCCAAAACAUGGUGGUGGUUGCUGUGGUGGCUCUGGUGGGGUUCCUGUCUAGAUAUGCUUGUAGCGCCGUUCGAUAAAGGAAGUCAGCUGCAGGCCAAUGACAAGCAAGGCACAGAUCUUUCUUGCAUACGCAUGUGCCCCAAGGAAUCUACCCCCUGGAGGACCAUUCGCUCCUCCUCGGCCUGA
Molecule: messenger RNA, 348 nt
Organism: Seminavis robusta
Lineage: Eukaryota; Bacillariophyta; Bacillariophyceae; Naviculales; Naviculaceae
Source: the annotation of a GenBank genome assembly